Fusarium coffeatum is the source of this 1098-nucleotide messenger RNA. RefSeq lists its product as uncharacterized. The record is from RefSeq and is a predicted model, not a curated record. Lineage: Eukaryota; Fungi; Ascomycota; Sordariomycetes; Hypocreales; Nectriaceae. The coding region runs from base 1 to 1098 and encodes 365 amino acids. The transcript is spliced from 2 exons.
AUGUUUUCCGAAACGGCAAUGUCGUCGCUCAUGCGGCGCGAUAACGUGCCAAAGCCUGACCUCGGCCAUGAGCUCAACCAGCUUCCUGAGUGGUCUUUCUUUGUCUUUAUGGCUAACUUUAUCCUCUUUAUCCCUGUUAUGGUUCUUUGCCAAUACACUUUCGAAAAGGUCUUUCCUGUUCUCGCCAUCGUCGAAGAUGAGAAGCCUCCCGCUUACGCUCCUCUCCCUGUCGAGUCUAUCGCCAACGACGACAUGACAAAGCCCGUUAAUUCUCCCGAUGUUCCUGUCGCUCCCACCGCUGGCCAGGGCAAGCCCGUUACUUCGUCUUUCCGCGCUACUUUCGGCCUUCUUCGAUCCACUGGUGGCUUCCGUGCCAUGUACCGCGGUAUCUGGAUGCACAUUAUCCAAACUUUCUGUCUCGGACUUAUCAACGGCGGUCUCUACCACGUCACUCCUUACUCCUUUGUCAUCGCCCACCUGAUCAGCUCUCUCAUCUGCGUCCAGCUCCGCACCGCCUGGGUCCACAUCGUCAUCACUCCCGAGUCUCAGCUUCGAUGGUACCAGCGAAUUCCUUCUUUCAAGACCACCUUCCUCGCCACCUGGAGGCCUACCGUUAUCUUCUGGGCCGCUUCUCAGAUCGUCACUCUCAGCGGCCUCGGCACGCUGUACGCUUUGGAUAAGGAUGGUCAGGAGGUUCCCAAGUUCGAUGGCAACGAGAGCGGCGUUUGCGGCAUUAUGCUCUUGGCUAUCUUCCUCCAGAUCGCUGUCCAGAUUCCUGCCUACGUUGUUCUCGUCCGUGUCCAGGCCUCUCUCCUCCCCGCCGAGGCUGACACUAUCGUUCCUUUUGAUCGCUCUUUCAACGGCCGCAUCGAGCCUGUUGUUGUCGGUGGUCGAGGCUAUGCCACCGUUCGUGACGCCUGGUCCAGCUUCUCCAAGUCUGCUUGGUACCGUAUUGUUAAGCUCGAGCUCAAGGUUGUCGCUAUCACUAUUGCUGCCGUCUUUGGCCUGAUGGUUGUCAUUAUUCCUCAGAUUAUCCUCCUGGCUACCUUGAGCGGUACCAACGGAGAUGGCCCUGGCAACGGCGACAUCAAGAUCUAA